CCGGAAGUAAUGGCCUCAAAAAACAAACAAAAUGCUUAGAAAUUUACGCCCCGUUUCCUUUAAAUAAUAGCAAGGAUAUGUGAUCACUGAUUAAGGGUGGUAACUAAUGGAUCGUGCUUCAGGUAACAGGAAUGAAGCUCCGCCUCCAGUUCCACCCAGAACUUGGAUGGGACGCCCAGGUCAUACAAUGAGUUUGCCGUAUGGAACCACCCUAGAUGGAUAUCAGUCUGGUAGUAAUAUUGGAACAAGAAGUAGCCAGUCAAAUGUGGGCAAUGUUAGACCACAGUCUAUAUCAAUUCUGCCACACAGUACAGACACUACAGAUCCAAGACUGAUAUCAUUAUCCCCUCCUGGAAAUUCAUCGUCAUUUCAGGCACAAGGCUCCCAGGGGGCAUCAUUUUUCAGUGACCUUGAGGGACUUGACUUUACUGCUAGCAAAUCUGAGCCUAAUGAGGCAAAAACUGCAGAACCUAAUAUAGCUGGAGGUCCAAAAAUAUACCCAGACAUUAGAGCUGCAUUUAGGGAAUUGAACCAGCCUAAUAAUACCGGUUCUGAAUGGGGUAGCCGGCAGUUGCCUGGUUCCAAUAGAAAUUCAAUGCCUUCUCCUUAUGGCUGGGAUCAGUCACUAUCACAAAUGGCAGCUGGAGGCUUUGGUACAGGCUCAACAUCGGUUCCGACAACCCCUUUACCUGGGACUUACACACAGACAGGAGCAGGAAACCUUGUGGGAUAUAACUUAGGGAAUCAGUUCCCAGCCCAGAAUCCAAACUUUUAUGCAGGACUUCCUGGGAAUGCUUUCUCAAGCACUGCUGGUGCCAAUACAGGUCCAGUAAAUACAGCACAUUUAAACAGAACUGUAUCUGAUACUGCAAGUUCAGGAACAAUGUCAGAUGGCUUUAAUUUGGUGCCAAAUGUUGAUUUUGACGCAUGGUCAGAAUCGGACUUCUUUAAUCAGCAAGCAGCUGGAGGUAAUCAAAAUGAUCAGCAGGCUGCGGGGAGUGAAAAUUCUUUUAAAACACAUCGGAGAAACAACAGUGAUUUAAUACAGUUAGGUUUUGAGGGUGUGAUGACUUCAGAGGAGAAAGAGUACUUUUCUUUGGAAUAUUUUGACCCUCUGCACAAACGAGGACGGACUAUGUCGGUUUCAACACCGAGUUCGAUGGCUUCUUCUAAUUACUUUUUUGCAAAGCCUCCAGAGGAGGCAGUUGUUAGUAAGGAUAGAAAUGAUUGGGUUACAUUUGAUGACGGCGACUUUGAGUUUGGCAGGUCGGAUAAUACAGAUAUGCCUGAUGAAUUUAUUGGUGCUAAAACAGAUCAGAUACCAUCUAGACCAGACAUGUCAGUGGAUGAUAGCAAGGUGGGACAUGAGAAGUUGCGUAAGAAACUGUACAUAGACGAAGAAUCGGAUGCCUUCUGUCAGAUGGUUGCUGAGUUGAAAAAUGAGUACAAAUCUACAGAUGAGAGAACAAACCUGGGUUUUAUAGUCAGUCCAAUGUGCAAUAAACAGCAAGAACCAAUGUCUGUAAAGAUUGUUGUCCAUUCAGAGUACGCCACUGAACCUCUUUCAUUCACAAGUGAUGUACACAGUCUAGUGGAACAUGUCAUAAACCACAUCCUGUACAGCUGCCUGACUGGUUCCAUGCCCAGUUAUAUGCUAGAGUCUCUCAAAUCUGUGGAUUUCAUCCUUAAAGUCAAUGACAGAUCAGAAUACCUUCUCAAUGAGUAUCCACUUUCCAAGUAUAGCUACACACACGACUGUUUGAAGAUGGAUCAAGAUUUAUGUUUCCGCAUAAUGAGACGUCAGGAUGUUGCCUUGCCUUUCCUCAGAACAAUUGAUGAUGACAACCAGCAGUUAUAUUUCCCACAGGACCAUGUUAGAGAUACUGAAGUUACUAGGGAUUCAUUGGAAAUUUUGAUGGACACAUUUUAUAAGGAAGUGGAAAAAGUCACAGAUCUUGUUCUAAAGGAUGAGGUUGAACAUGUUCAGUUCCAGUCAUUGUCCCAGUCUGUAAAGGCAAUCUGUAACAUUCUGUCAAAGAUCGAGACUAUUGAUAUAGCAAAGUGUCUCAGCCGCGUAGAAAGCUUACUGAAACAGAUGAAAAAUUCCAUUCCGGCAAAAUCAUCAACUCUUGAGCACAAUGAUGGUGGAUAUGCAACUCUUCAAAGAGGGAGCAUGAAAGUGUCUCACAUUCCUCAGUUAGAAGAGGCCUUGGAGUCACUGGUUACUGCGACAAUAGCACUUGUCAGAAUUUAUUGUCAGGCAUUCCAUACAGACUUCCAUCUUGGCAAGAAAAUAGACCAACCAUGGGACAUAAGAAAAGAUGGGAAAAUUUAUAAGUAUCCACAAGAUGUAACGGGUUCUGGUGAAAAUUUUAUUGUACAGAUCUGUACAGUACACAGAAUACCUCCAGACUGGGGAAGCAGAUUUGACGAGUAUAAAAUGGAGACAGAAUUAUACCAUGGGAAGAGAAAAUUAGGUGUUAUGUCUUGUUCAACGUGUGCCUCAGUCCAUUCCUCUGGUCUUGUACCCCUUAUAGUCUGGGACGAAUGGUUAACACAUGAUAUACAGCUGUGCCUGUUGCCAAGAGAGACUAGACUAUGUAUCACUCUUGUUGGUGUGAAAAAUCUCCAGACUGGUUCUGGUACUGCAGCAGAAUCUCAGAGAGAGACCACAGCUCUUGGUGGGGUAACCAUUCAGCUCUUCAACAGGAGAGGGUACCUGUUACAAGGCAGUCAGCUUGUGCCACUACAGAUGAACUUCGCAGCUGAUCCUGUUACACCAUUCUGUUCAACAUUACAGCCAGAUUCAGCUCUCCUACAGUUUAAUUUACCAGACUUUGGAAAGCAGAUUGUAUUCUCGGAACCUUUGAAUAUGUCAGACUUUAAGAAGAAAACAUUCAUGGAUUUGGCACCAGAAGUACGGGAAGAAAUCCAGGAAGUGAUGAAGAAAGAUUGUGUCACAUCAUGUACAGGAGAUCAGUUAGAGAUCUUAUGGAAUUAUCGUCAAAAUCUUCAUGACUACCCGGGCUUGUUGCCAUGGAUACUACAGGCAGCCCCAGGCUGGGACUGGGCGUGUCUUCCAGAAAUAUAUGCCCAGAUUAAACAAUGGUCUACAUUACAACCCAUGCAGUCAUUAGAGCUUCUCCUUCCACAGUACCCGGAUAUGAAAGUACGGUCCUUUGCUGUUGAUUGUUUGAGAAUGAUGCCAACAGAUGAUCUCAUUGCAUUUAUACCUCAACUUAUACAGGCCUUGAAAUAUGAAAGCUAUCACAGUUCUCCAUUGGCUCGAUUAAUGCUGGAACAAUCAUGUAGAAGUGUUAGAUUUGCCCAUCAAUUCUUCUGGUUGUUGAAAGGAGCGACACAAGAUAGUCAGUAUAAGAGAAGAUAUGAGUUAAUGUUUGUAGCCCUUGUCAGUGUAGCAGGGGAGGCGUUAUAUCAGGAGUUUAUGAAACAAGAAGAGAUUGUCAAAGUACUUCAGACCACAGCUGAACGUGUACAGCAGGCUAAAGGCAGCGAGAAAGAGAAUACUCUGCGAAAAAAUUUGGAAAUCCUUUAUGAGAUAUAUGAGAACAAACACAAAGUAUUGCUUCCACAUAAUCCAGGCUAUGAGGUUUCAGGAAUUGAAAUGAAUUCGUGUUCAUUUUUCACCUCAAAUGCCGUCCCCUUGAAACUUGUGUUCAAGAAUGCUACAGAGAACGUUGGCCCAGUGUAUGCAAUGUUUAAGGUUGGUGACGACCUGCGGCAGGAUAUGAUGACCAUGCAGGUGGUUCAGAUAAUGGAUCACCUAUGGCUGAAGGAAGGACUUGAUCUAAAGAUGAUAACAUUCAGUUGCCUGCCAACAGGUCCAAGAAGAGGAUUCAUUGAAAUUAUAACUGAAUCAGACACCUUGCGAAAGAUCCAGGUAAUGUCAGGGGUCACAGGGUCGUUUAAGGAUCGUGUGAUCAAAGACUGGCUUCAGAAGCAUAACCCCACUGAAUUGGACUAUCAGAAGGCAGUAGAGAACUUCACACGAUCAUGUGCAGGUUAUUGUGUAGCCACAUAUGUGUUGGGAGUAUGUGACAGACACAAUGACAACAUAAUGGUAAAACAGACUGGUCAUCUCUUCCAUAUUGACUUCAACAAAAUACUUGGUGAUGCUCAAAUGUUUGGAAAUAUUAAAAGAGAUCGUGUGAAAUUUGUGCUGACGUCAGAUAUGGCAUAUGUAAUAAAUGAUGGUGAUCGACAGAGUGAUCGAUUCCAGCACUUCAUUGAUAUGUGUGUUCAAGCAUUUAACAUUUUACGUAAACAUGCCAACUUGUUUAUCAAUUUAUUUUCAUUGAUGUUACGUUCGGGUAUACCAGGUAUAACAGAGAAAGGUGUAGAGUUUGUUCAGAGGGCACUUUUACCCGGUCUCACUGAUACACAAGCUACAGCAAUGUUCACCAGGAUGAUUCAAGAGAGUCUAAGUGCCAAGUCUACACAGUUCAACUUCUUUAUACAUAAUUUGGCUCAAAUGAAAUUUUCUAGUCACAACGAGGGCGCUCUUCUCUCCUUUGUUCCAAAAGUUUAUAGCCAACAGACAGAUGGAAAAAUUAAAUAUGUUGAAGUGUUUGGUAUCCAGAAAAGAUACACUCCAGAGAAACAUUAUAUAUACACCUUAAAAAUUGAGCGGGAAAACCAAAGAGUGCCAACAUACAUCUUCCGAAUAUUUUCUGAAUUUGUUGAGUUUAGAAAUAAACUUGCAGCAGAGUUUCCUCUUGUAAAUUGGCCCCCACUUCAAGGGAGGAUUAGUUCAGCCCCUGUAGCAAACAUCCGCUUUAGAUGGGUUUUGUUAGGACGUAGUCAUAUAAAGGCUGUUGCAGAAAAUAGAAAAUCGGAGAUAGAAAGAUUUCUUCAAGAUCUGUUCAGUGCUUCGGGAGAAAUAGUUCAUUGUGAACUGGUGUACACAUUUUUCCAUCCAUUACUGAGAGAUGAACAAGAGGCUCAGAAAGAAAGACUUGCUCUACCAAAGCUUAGAGAGAAGAAACCAACAUCAUCAAAAACACCUACCACCCCAGAAAAUCCAAUAUUGGUGCAGUCACGGCAAGGUCAGGUGAAGCUGUCGCUGGAAUAUGUCAAAGACACUCUUCAUAUAAUGAUCAUGCAUGCAAAAGAUCUGCCAAUGGUUGGUUCUGAACUUCCUAGUCCCUAUGUGAAGACAUAUCUUCUACCAGACCCAGAUAAACAGACCAAGAGAAAAACAAAAGUUGUCAAGGAUUCCACCCAUCCGACUUACAAUGAAGUGAUUGAAUAUAGACUAUCACGGGACAUUGUAAGACAAAAGAUGUUACAAGUGACAAUCUGGGACUAUGAUGUAUUGAGGGAGAACCCCUUUCUUGGUGCAGUAUAUGUCAAACUUCGAGAUAUUGACUUUACCAAUACAGUAUCACAAUGGUAUAGACUGGAGAAAUUACAAAUUACAGACACAAACAUGUUGUAACUUGAACUGUUUGAGGACCAGUCUGAAAGAUCAAGCAUCUGAUUGGUUGAUUUGAAGCAAAAUUUUGAAAUUGACCAAUGGCAAAACUGGAUUCAUAGAUUAGUUAUUUGUUUUUACUACUGCUGGUGCCAGGUCCCAAAUUCUUCAAAGUUUUUAAAUUUGAAACUUAGACUUGAAAAUGACAACUUUUGUUUUUGCUCUGUAAGUGUUAUAUUUGCUUUGAUCAUAAUGAAACCUUGCACAAAUGUAUAUCUUACAACUGCAGAUAUUUUAGUGAAAUUUUAUCAUUACAAUGUAUAUGUUUUCUAUAAACAAAGUUCUGGUGAUUUGAAUUUUCAGUUCUCUAAAGUCUCUUUUAACAUUGAUGAAUAUGGGCCCUGGACUGGAUCUCAGCUUGAGAGAGAGAAUUGAAUUUCAACUUUGAAAUUUUGUUAGCUAGAAGAUAAGCUAGGUUACUUGAAGUAUGAAAAUAUGAAAAAGAGCAAGGUUGUAGUGAAUGUAUUUAAUAAGCUUGUGAGAGACUGUGAUUUAGUUGCAGAGUGCCAUAAAACAGUAGUUUACCAAAAAUGGUGUCAGGGCUGCAAAGUAGUUGUAGCUUACAGAUAUAUCAGUUACUAUCAGUUAAUGCCAUAUCAUCAUAGUAUAGACAUAAAAAAUGUCUUUUACUCACAUUUGAAUGACAGAAAAAGUACCAUAUCAGGUUUCUAUAAACAAGAAACUGCUUUAAUCAGGAAAAUUCCAUAUCAUUAUUCUUCAGAAAAAUGCCUUAAUUAGAAAACCAUAUUAUAUUAGUAUAAAUUGGGGAAAAGCCUCAUCACUAAAUCAUGGAUCCCAUAUUUGUUCAUUUUAGAUAAUAUACAUAUAUACAGAUUUGUCGUUUCAUAAAAACCAUACAUUUAACACAACAGAACUUAAAUUUUGUUUAAGUGUUAAUUUUUUUCCUAUUACUGGUAGAAAUUUUCAUAUUUAGAAAGAAAUGAUUUUAUCUGCAGUGGCACUGUUCCUUUGACACACAAGAAGAGUUUAAUUUGCAGCAUUUUCCUCACCAGUGAUGAUGGCACACAUACUUCAGGUGAAAAUGCAAAUAUUUCCUGUUUUUGUUUUACUUCUUAUUUUAUUAUGUAACCGUUCAUAAGAGAUCUUAGUGCAAUAAUAUAUUUCAGAAUUGUUUGCUACUGUCAGAGAAAUUGCUUUGGUACCAAAUACUGGGAAAUAUGCCUAUCUAGUACAGUAACUAUUACAUAUGCUAUAUUGUAAUAAUUUCAUGUUAGCAGUUUGCUAAACACCUAAGGAUAUUAAGCUCUUUGUUUUUAUUAAUGAAUAGUCUGUGAUAAAGUUAAUGAUAUUGUUUGCCUUUGAUAAGUUUAUUACCUGUUAUUGUGAGUCCCUUUUACAUUUGCCUAAUUUUGCAAUAACCAAACAAAAAUAAGCGCUAACUUUACAACUUAGAUUAAAUUUUGUAAAAAUAAUGUAUUUUUUACAAUGUAGUGAUAUUUACAAUUGGGAAUAUUUGUUUCAAAUGUUAACAGUUUUUUAUCACACAGAAGCACCUCCUCCCCACUAUUUAUUAGAGCUUGCUGACUUUCAAACAUGUGCCUCUUACCUCUGUUGGUUCAAGCUGUGCUUGGGCUGUCAUAUGCCCCAUGUGGUUCUGGGACGAUCUGUGUAUGAAAAGAAUUGGAACCACUGCCUUACCCUUGCAUGAUUGUAAGAGGCGACUAAUAGGGUCUUAACACUUGGGUUUUGCUGUAACUCUGUGAUUCCAGCAGGUAUGCAAAUUUUGAUUCCAUACCUCAUGUUUUUAUUUCGACGUAAAUGAGAUUUGAAACCAAAAUUUGUAGUCCUGUUUGGCGCCAUAUAACCUAUACUGUGUUGGUGCGCCGUAAAACCCAAAUGAAUAAAUAAAUAAAUAAAUAAUUUGGGCUGUCAUGUGAGGAAACCAUCAAACUGGCUUGCACAAAGUUGGUGGUUUUAUUUGGAAGCAUUAUGUGCUGCACAGAGGGACAUCUGUGGUCUUUCUCUACCAUUAAAACUGGCCAGCCCACUUAGCUAAAUAGGGAGAGCGCAUACCUAUGGAUUGCGGGGUUGAAAGUUCGAUCCCCGGGCAGAGCGUAUGUUCUCCGUGACGAUUUGAUAAAAGGGAUUGUGUCUAACAUCAUCAGUUCUCCACCUCUGAUUCAUGUGGGGAAGUUGGCAGUUAGGUUUGUAAUACUACAGAUUCCAGGCACACCAUUUAAGUAUUCUGCCAGCUGUUACAUAACUGAAAGACUGUUAAAAAAAAUGGUGUUAAACCUAAAACAAAGGUACUACCAUUAAAAUAGGAAAGUUACUGUAUGGGCUGACCUUCCCUGGUGUGACUUUAAACCAAACCAAACAAAACAAAACUUACAAAUGAAUUGGUAAGAGCUUUAUUUUAGAAUUCAUUUUAAUCAGUUGAUUUUUAUGUCUUGUAUAGAAAUUAAAGUUAAUUACCUAGCAGUAAAAACAAAGAAAAUCAGGCAUUCAGCAGGGCCCUACUUUUCCUACAUAUUUCUAUGAAGCGUUACAAUAUAAAUGGCAUUUGUAACCCCAACUUUUUAUAUAAAAUACCUUUAAGGGAAAAAUUGCUAAAACCCUUAUAACUAACCUAAUCAGUGUCUCUAGGAUUGUGUUUCUCUGUAAUCAUUUUGUUUUUACAAGGAAAAGUAGAAUAUUGAGAAACAGCUAUAUCCCCAGCUGCUGUCUUUUGAUGGAAGGGAGAUAACUAAGUCAACUUACAUUAUUCUCCUGCCGUUCGAACUAAUCGCCGUCUAUCAAUAUCAUUUAACUCCAUUCAGUAGUUACAAAGUUAUUGAACAGACAAAUAUCUUGGGACUUUGGUACAAAAAGGAAACAGACAUAUAGUUAGCAUUUCUUCAUCCUCCUCCAGUAUUUGCUGUUAAAAUAAAAAUUAAGGCAAAAGUGGGAUGUUAAUGCAAGAUUUCUUUAACCUUUACCCUGCUAGCGGCAGGUGAAUCUGCCUUUGCAGCCAGUGCAGACCAAGAUCAGCCUGCACAUCCGUGCAGUCUCAUCUUGUUCUGUGCUGUUUGCUAUUCAGUCAGUAAAUUUUCAGCAAACACCUUUUGAAUAAUAUUAAAUAAAUGAUACUCUCCAAACUGAAUGAUAGACCAGUCCAUUAUAGAAAUUUAGCAGGGUAAGGUUUAAAAUAGCUUAAAAACCUACUUCUUCCCUACUUUUGUGUACCAGAAAGCUCAAUAAUUCCCUUUUUCAUUUUACAUGUUUCUUUCUAUUUUUUUAGGGGAGUUGAAAGUCUAGAUUAUAUGAGUAUGCGUUUACUAUAACGACAAAUGUGAUAUAUUUGUUGCUUUUACAAAUAGGACACAAAGUUUAAUAAUAUUAUAUGUACAUUUGAACCAUGCCAUGAGAAAACCAACAUAGUGCAUUUGCAACCAGCAUGGAUCCAGACCAGCCUGCGCGUCCGCACAGUCUGGUCAGGAUCCAUGCUGUUCGCUAACAGAUUCUCUAAUUACAGUAGGCUUUUAAAGUGAACUGCAUGGAACCUGACCAGACUGCGUGGAUGCGCAGGCUGGUCUGGAUCCAUGCUGGUCGCAAAUGCACUAUGUUGGUUUUUUCUUGGCGUGGCUCAUAUGUACAUUUUAUUACAAAUAUGUAGAAUAGAUUUUGUACACUUUACCUAGUAUUUAGUUAGAAUUAUUAUUGUCGAAGACAUACUGAUUUUUGCAAUUUGGUAAGAUUUGCUAGUACAUGCAUCUAUACAAGCACUAUAGUGUGUGUAUAAAAAAGUACAUAGCAUUCAAUGUUUCGUAUUCCAAGAUUUUUUCUUCUUGCCAAGUAUAGUUCGUUAAUGAAACAUUGAAUAUACCAUCAAGAUCUUCCAGGCAGGUGUACAUAAACAUAGAUUGCUUUUAUUGAUUCGUUAUAUUUUUAUUGAUAUUGUUGCAGAUUUUAGUGAGACUAAAGAAUUUGAAUGUUAAAAAUCAGUCAAAAAAGUUAUGUACUCCAUUCGCUAAACAGUGCAAAAGGUCAUGUCACAGUUUUAUUCAGGCUUUAUAUAACAGUUUCAAAUGUAAUGGAGGUCAUAUUUAAAUAACAAAUUGUAAAAAAUGUAUUUUAGUUCACAUUAUAAUUACAAAGUGUAAGACAUGUAACUUUGGUUAACAUUAUAAAAACAAAAGAAAUAUACCUAAGUGAACAUUCUAGUUAUAAAGUGAAAGAAAGAUUAUUUCAUUUUACACUUUUAUUACAAGAGAAAAUUAAUUUUGAUAAACAUUGUUCUUAAAAGAAAGAAGAAAUGUCAUUUAGGUUUACCUGACAAUAACAUAUUGCCAGAAAGGUAAUAUUAGUUUAUGGUAUCAUUACAAAAAAAAUAAUGAGAUAUGUAAGAAUUAAAAGAUAUGUCUUUUUCAACUGAAUCUAUAACCAUUAGCCUGCUGGCGGCAAGUGAUUCUGCCUUUGCGACCAUUGCAGACCAAGAUCAGCCUGCACGUCUGUGCAGGCUGAUCAUGGUCUGCACUUUUCACUAUUCAGUCAGUAAAUUUUCAGUGAACACGCCUUCGAAUAAUAAAUGGUGUUGCCAAAUUGAAUGAUGGACCAGUCAAUUUUAGAAAUUUAGCAGACUGACCGUUAAGUAGGAAUUAUUGACAUAAUCAAGAGGUUAUGUCAAAGUGGUCCAUUGUGGUAAAAUAUAUAUGGUCACACACUACAUGUUGACAUUUUUGACAACAUAUUGUAAUGACAUUAAGCUAUUUAAAAAACUUGUUUAUUUCUCUUAAAGAAUGUACACCUAUAUGUAUACAUUUUGAAAUAUCUCUUUUUAGCUCACCUGUCACGUAGUGACAGGGUGAGCUUUUGUGAUCAUUCUUCGUCUGUCAGUCCGUCCAUCCGUUGUCCGUCCACAAUUUCCUUGUGAACACGAUAGAGACCACAUUUUGUAUUUGAUUUUAAACUUGCACACAACUUGUAUGGGCAUAAUAUCUCAGUUCCUUUCGAAACUGGCCAGAUCCCAUCAUGGGUUCCAGAGUUAUGGCCCCUCAGAGGGCCAAAAUUUGCUAUUUUUGGCUUGUGAACACGAUAGAGACAACAUUUUGCAAUCAACUUUAAUCAAACUUGCACACAACUUGUAUUGGCAUAAUAUCUCAGUUCCUUUCGAAAACUGGCCAAAUUCCUUCAUGGGUUCCAGAGUUAUGGCCCCUUAGAGGACCAAAAUUUGCCAUUUUUGGCUUGUGAACAUGAUAGAGACCACAUUUUGCAAUCAACUUCAAUAACACUUGCACACAACUUGUAUUGGCAUAAUAUCUCAGUUCCUUUCGAAAACUGGCCAGAUCCCAUCAUGGGUUUCAGAGUUAUGGCCCCGUAAAGGGCCAAAAAUUGCUAUUUUUGGCUUGUGAACACGAUAGAGACAACAUUUUGCAAUCAACUUUAAUGAAACUUGCACACAACUUGUAUUGGCAUAAUAUCUCGGUUCCUUUCGAAAACUGGCCAGGUCCCGUCAUGGGUUCCAGAGUAAUGGCCCCUUAAAGGUCCAAAAUUUGCUAUUUUGGCUUUUGCAGUCAUAUAGAGACUUCAUUUAUGGUUUGAUUUGAUACAAACUUGCAGAAUAUCUUCAACAACAAUAAAUCUUGGAUUCCAUGAUGAAUCUGUCAGAUCCACUCAUAGGUUCUGGAGUUAUUUUAUAUGUGAUUACCUCCCCUGAUUUUAAUCAAAAUGGAUUUAUAUCAGUAAGUACGUACAGGACUCAUUUGAAAUUUCAUUAUUGUCAUUAGUUGGACUCUGGGUAGAUAACUAUGGACUGAUUUAUGUCAAACUACCUCCCUUUGUUUCAAAUUAAAAUGGGUGAAUCUCAGUAACCAAUGAAGAUACUGAUUUGAAAUGUCAUUUAUACCAUCAGAUGGACUCAGACAAGCAGGGUAGAUAACUUUUGACUGAAUUUAUGACAUAUUACCUCCCUUUAUUUUAUGUAAAUGAAUAUACCUCAGCAGCAUCUAAUGAGAUUGGUUUUAAAUGUUAUUUAAAUCUUGCAGGGUAAGGAAUAGUCAUGCUAGUACAAAAAUGCAGUAUUUGAGCCUAGGACCCUCAAACUUAGUAUGGAGAUUGGCCCUGACUGGUACGUAACCCAUAGGUCAAAAGGGACUGUUACAAGUAAAUAUUUAUCCUGAUGAUAUUUAAAGUGUAUGCCUAUGUGAUCUAUGUCAAAAUUUGAUCUUAUCAUUAAGGGCAAUGGUACUCAGGUGAGCGAUAUAGGGCCAUCAUGGCCCUCUUGUUAUAAAUCUCUUGCAUGCUAAGGCCUAAAAGAAAAAAUUCUUUGUUUCCGGUAACAUGCUAAAAAAAAUUAGGGUUGGUAGGUCGGAAUUAUUAUUAUUUUUAUUUUUUUUUUUUGAUUAUUUUCAUUAAGGGAGACUUCUCAGAAAUUAUUCUUGUGUCAAAAAAUGAAUACAAACAAGGGGGUUAUGCCUUCAGAGCAUCAGUUAGUUGAUUUCUAACAUCAUUGGGCAGGUUUAAAGCAUAAAAAGUGCUGUUUUGCAACUUUUUGUCAAAAAGUUGAAAAAAAUAUUUUCCAAGGCCAUAAAAAACAUUUAGGGUCGGGCCAAAAAUUUAGGGAAGGUCAGGAUACCGGAAACAAACAAUUUUUUUUUUUACGCCAAAUGGCUUCAUUAUUUAUGUGAUCUUUUCAAACUUGGGUCAUAUUAUACUUGUAUAGCAUUCAUGAAUUGUUAAUGAGCACACAAAAAUGUACAGUUUAAUGUUGUGUUUCAUAGAGCAAUAUUAGAUAUUUUAUUUUUAAAACUGUACUUAUUUAUUCAGUCAUUAAUACUGUCUUUACAGAAUAAUCAUCUGUGAUAUCCAUAUCCUUUCAAAUAAAAGGAAUUUCAAUGUCA
This is a messenger RNA of Mercenaria mercenaria, 12333 nucleotides long. RefSeq names its product phosphatidylinositol 4-phosphate 3-kinase C2 domain-containing subunit alpha-like. The transcript is spliced from 39 exons. Gene Ontology annotation, cellular component: plasma membrane; cytoplasm; phosphatidylinositol 3-kinase complex. The coding region runs from base 107 to 5458 and encodes 1783 amino acids. Gene Ontology annotation, molecular function: 1-phosphatidylinositol-3-kinase activity; 1-phosphatidylinositol-4-phosphate 3-kinase activity; phosphatidylinositol binding. NCBI's taxonomy places the organism in Eukaryota, Metazoa, Mollusca, Bivalvia, Venerida, Veneridae. Gene Ontology annotation, biological process: phosphatidylinositol 3-kinase/protein kinase B signal transduction; cell migration; phosphatidylinositol-3-phosphate biosynthetic process. The record is from RefSeq and is a predicted model, not a curated record.